This is a messenger RNA of Penicillium crustosum, 228 nucleotides long. RefSeq lists its product as uncharacterized. The coding region runs from base 1 to 228 and encodes 75 amino acids. Lineage: Eukaryota; Fungi; Ascomycota; Eurotiomycetes; Eurotiales; Aspergillaceae. The record is from RefSeq and is a predicted model, not a curated record. The transcript has a single exon.
AUGGAGCGUGCGAGGCUAGAAGUUACUGCUGCUGGUGAGUUGCACUCGCUGCUAAAAGACAAGGGGGAAAAUAUGUCUUCCUUGAAGGGCGAACGUCGACACUGGUUGUUGACGGAGUUUCAUAAAGACCUGAGGAUCGCACCACUAUGGAUGGUGCCGCCCCAAACGUUCACGGCUGAGGAAGACUUCCCGAAGUCCCACAACCGAAUUCGAGAUGUAAGAUCGUAG